ACAGUAAACCAUCGUUAGAGUAAACCGAUUAUUAUUAUUCUUCCCCCUAACACGUACACUGAUAACGUGCUAAAAAUAAAUUUUGUGACAGCUACUAGUGUUUACGAUAAAAUAAUAAAGAAACUUAGCAAAUCUGGAUGAAAUCGGGGAGAAAAUGAUCGCCGCUUCCGAUCCGCUGGAAUAUGUCCCAGGAGGACGACAGACGAUCUUGCGGCAUCCAGGUUCUGUCGUUGCCCAGCAAUUGGCCAACAAUCAAACUGCGCCAGGAGAGAGUUUCAUUUUACAGAGGCUCAGUCAAGUGAAUAUAUCAGAAAAAACGCCUCAAGAAUUCUGGUCUGUUAGACAAAACAAAACUUACGGCGAAGAGGAAUUGUACUGCUCAGGAAAAAUUGCCGUUCACUCUAAAGGCAGUGGGUCUACGAGGUCGCUUCAAACUUCAUACUCGUGUGACAGUGACAUAAAGCAUGCUCUCUGGUGUGUGUUUCACUCGACUACGCCAGAAAAUGUUAAACCUAAUCAACCUGACUUUAAUGAGCCUAGCGGGAGCCCCAUUGAGUGUAUUUGUCUCCUGGAUUCAUAUAACCUGAAGGUUUUCACUGAAACUGGAGAAGACUAUGUAUCAAGCUUACAAUUUCAAGUAUCAUCAGUUUGGGCUACAAAGUUUGGAAUUUUGUUGGAAAAGUUCCCAGCUCCUACCACAGUGUCGAGGUAUGCCUCUUUGGAAGCGAGCAAACUGGCGGCGCAAAAUGAAAACCAAUUACCCACAGCAUUUUCUCUCAAGCAUCCGUUGGACGAAAUUUGUCCUCUGCUGCUGAAGCACGGUAGUCUCUCGUAUAUGUGCGAUUCGCAUCAGAAAAUAGUGUUUACAAGUUCUGAACCAUCGCUAGCUGUUGUCUAUGAUACCCGUACUGGCCUACAUUCAGUUUAUAAAAUCCGUAAGGCUUCGUCUGACGAGUGUCAUGUCGUUUGUGGCAAUGACACUACACCUAGUAUUAUUUUAAAUCACUCUGCAACUGGCUCACCUCUUAAUAUCGGUAGCAAUCUUUCUACCAACAGAAGCUCUACUAGCAAGGCUCACGUCAGUAUUUUUGGUAUUCCUAACUUGCAAUCAAGUGGGAUUGGUAUGGGUAUUAGUUUGGCGGGUGGCGGAGUAACAGCCACAAGCCCUUUUGCAUCUCGUGCGGCGUCAUAUACGACAGGCUCUGUCAGCGGGGCAUCGCCUUCGCAGCAGCAACAUUCAAGAUCUCAGAGUCCGAUGGCUGCUAUUUCAAGAUCUGAAUCUCCCACGACUUUCUCUCCGUUAUUGGGAGGCCCCAGCAGCUCUAUAGCUCAUCAAACUAGAUUACAUCACACAGUGAUGGCAACGAUUUUGGGGCAGUCGCCGAAUAGUCCGAGUAGUCCUUGCAGUAGCUUACAUCUUCAAGAUCCCAUGGCCAGUCCUAGUAGGCCUCUGUAUCCUGAACUUUGCCUGGAUCACGUAUGGACAGAAAAUGUUGGAGUUUCGAAGGAUGUCAUAUCUGGACCUGCAUCGAAGGUUUUAUUGACAUCGGAUCUUGUCGGUCAAAGUUAUUUGGGAUAUUUAGUACCGAAUAGAUCUCAACUGUUUUUGGUACGACUUGAGAAGUCAAACAAACAGCAACAAAUUAUUUUCGGAAUGGUUACCAGUAUAGUUGCAAAAGAUGCUGUCAGUUUGCCGAAACUUCACAUGAUUGUGACGGUAGAUUUGUCCAAUGGAGUCGCACUUUAUUCCGGAGUGACCUGCGUAGGCAAGGUUCAUAUUGCUGGAGUUUUGUCUCCUCUGGCAAGUUCCAACUACUAUCUUCCAAAUUUUGCCCAAAAACUUGGUAGCUCUCCAUUUCCACGCAGAAGUUCAUUGAUCAAGCCAAAUUGCCCAAUGUCACAUGAAUUAGCUAAAUUCGACGAAGGUUUACAUUUGCUCAGUCCAGUUACCAGCACGGCCUCAAGAUUGCCUGUUAUGCUAGAAAACUCAAUGCUAGACGCGAGUUUACUUGCUCUCAAAGAGGCGGUAUGCAACACAGUUACUCUGGAAUACGAAAGUGGAAAAUUCUUCAGAAUUUCUUUGCCGGAGGCCAGCACAUCUUCUCUAGUUACAACAUGCUUAUCAACUCUUCGCAGCGUACUGCAGCGAGAUCUGGCAAUGCAAUUAUUGGUAAAGUGGUACGGCGCUCGAAACGCGCCUGGGCCUCAAGACUUCGGACCGACGCAAGAAUGGAAUCUGUUUGUGGUAGUCCUACUCACGCUUUUAGGGUACGACGUGGACAAAGUUCCGCUUGUUCAAAGCGAUUGCGACAAUGAUCAGCCAACGGGUCACAAUAGCCCUAGCGUUCUUCCAAAGAAACAGAAAACUAAUGAUUCUGGAUCAAAUGACGACUGGCUUUACCUUAUGAAGUCUACGGAGCAGAAAAACUCUCAAGAAUUCGUCUUUGAUACCCUUGGUCUUGCCAAAAUGAGAGUUAUCUCAAAAUCGAUGGAUGACCAAAGGUGUAGAAAUACUGCUUCAAACACCCCAGCAAAAAUCAAUUCGCAAGCUAUUCUUUUUCCUUACCUCCCAUUGGUCCUAUUUUCUCUUCACUUAGUCUAUGAAGAUCUCAAAUUAAAUUUGACUAUGUCAGAUAGUCUGCCUCUGCUGGUUCGUUUUUUACACCAGUUGAGUACUGACCUCAAUUUCAGCGCGUUCUCACAUCAUUAUUUCAUUGAUUUUCCGAACAUUUGUCUGCUGAAUAAUAGUAAAUCUCAAAUCGGUAUGUCAGAUCUUCAGAAGAUCACUCCUCCUAACUACAUGCCGAUGAAUCCACCAAAUAUAUUCAAAACCUUGAGUCAGUUAUUAAUCAGAAGAGAUAUAGAUCCUUUUCCUUACUUGAGUCAAGUUAAUGUACGCACGAAGAAUAUAAUUCAAUUGACAGCGUUAAUAACAUACGGGAAAGAAAAUUCUGGUUUACAACUUGAACAGUUUACCAAACUAGUUGUACCAGCUGGAAGUCGUAUUGACCCUCAAGAUCUUGCUAGUAGGCAAGAGAAAGAAACACCACGAAGCUCCAAUUAUCUUGGGCCAGAGAAGGCGGUUCUGCUGUAUCAUGAAAUGGGCAUGAGCUGUAAAGAUCUUGAAAUCCUUCCACCCGGAGUUUCGUUACUUUUGAAUGAAGCUAUGCACCAAUGUAGGGCAAGACCACCGUCUGACUGGCCAACGUCCGUGUACGCAUUGAUUGAUCGUCAAGAUUUGGCGGCAUUGGAACGACAUUCGUUGCCUUUGAAUGUUGACUGUCACAUGAAUACGGGUAAAAGUUGUAUAGUUAAAGAUCCGGAGCAGGAUGACGGGAUGGAGUUUGACGACACUGUUCUUAAACUGAGGUUCAGCAAAGAUCACAGGGUUGCUGAGGUGAGAAGGCUGUUGAAUUCUUCAAAGCCAGUAAGAAUCGCAAUUGCUCAGCGCCCAGAUGUAAGUGAUCAUGAUUUUAUCGAAGAACAGGAAAGGCAUUUACAUGCUUUGUGUACCAGAACUAUGGCGCUUCCUGUUGCCAGAGGCAUGUUUACGCUGAGAACCUCAACACCGAUCAUUACCGAACAGCUUCCGGUGCCUCGUCUCUGUCUUACAGGUAAGGCUCCUCCACGUGGUACAUCAAUUGAGCUAGCGCAUAUAGACGUACCGCCGAAUAUGAAUUUGUGGCCACUUUUCCACAACGGAGUUGCAGCGGGACUCCGGAUUCACCCCAAUGCGUCAAACAUUGACUCCACUUGGAUAGUUUACAAUAAACCACAGCAAAGUGAAUUUGGUAUUGAGCAUGCUGGUUUCCUUAUGGCGCUAGGGCUGAACGGUCAUCUUAAAAAUCUGGCUCCCUUCAAUAUGUACGAAUAUUUAGUUGAGUGCCACGAAACAACCAGCGUAGGCCUUUUACUUGGCUUAUCUGCAUCCCACAGAGCCACCAUGGACGUUUCCAUGACAAAGCUUUUAUCUUUACACGUUGAAACUUUGCUACCACCUACUAGCAUCGAACUUAACGUGCAACAGAAUAUUCAAGUCGCCGCACUAAUGGGCGUUGGUCUUGUGUAUCAGGGAACAGCUCACAAACAUAUUUCUCAUGCACUGUUAUCAGAGAUUGGAAGACCUCCCGGUCCAGAGAUGAAAAAUUGCGUUGAUCGCGAGUCUUAUUCAUUAGCUGCAGGGUUGGCCUUGGGUUUAGUUGUCUUAGGAUGCGGAGGGGGGUCGGAUUUGUCCAGUAUUCCUGACACUCUACACUACUACAUGCUCGGAGGAAAUGUGAGGCCUCUGACUGGUGCGCAGAAGGACAAAUACAAAUCGCCCAGUUAUCAGAUCCGGGAGGGGGAUUCUAUCAACAUAGAUGUUACUAGUCAGGGUGCAACGGUGGCGCUGGGCUUGAUGUAUUUCAACACGGGAAAUCGGGCUGUUGCACGAUGGAUGCAAGCUCCAGAGACGCAGUUUCUCUUGGAUUUUGUUAGACCGGAUCUACUUCUGCUGAGAAUACUCGCCAAGUCGCUUAUUCUAUGGGAUGAAAUUCAGCCAACCACCUCUUGGGUAUCUAGUCAUGUACCAGAGAUCGUUUAUCAGUACAGGUUGCAGAAACCAACACCAGAAAUCAUGCAAACCGUGGAUUUGGAGACCAUGAACCAAGCGUACUGCAACAUUAUCGCAGGCGCCUGUUUGGCAUUAGGUUUGAAAUAUGCAGGAUCAGCGAACAGGAAUGCUUUCAAGACGCUGUAUAAUUACGCACAAAUAUUUACAGCGCUUUCGCAUAAAUCAAUUGCCGAACUAGCUGGGAAAUCAACAAUUGAAACUUGUUUAAAUGUCAUAUUGUUAGCUGCUGCGACUGUGAUGGCUGGUACAGGAGACCUCCAGAUUCUCAGGAUAUGUCGAUAUAUACGAACUCGGGUUGGUCCUGCAAGCAGUGUCGUCACGUACGGCUCGCAUUUAGCAACCCACAUGGCUCUUGGACUGUUGUUCUUAGGUGGUGGCAGAUACACUCUCUCUAACAGCCCAAGUGCCAUUGCUGCGCUUCUCAUCGCUCUUUUUCCAAAGUUUCCGACGCACAGCAAUGACAACAGGUAUCAUUUGCAAGCAUUGCGCCAUUUGUAUGUAUUGGCCGCUGAACCACGUCUGCUUCUACCGAGAGACAUAGACACGGGUCGUUUAUGUUAUGCGACUGUACAUUUAACUUUUCAAUCGGACAAUCUGGCCAGUGGUCAAGAGGUUAUGCUAAGGGCUCCGUGUUUGUUACCAGAAUUGAAUAGUCUGAAAAGAGUAGAGCUGAGGGAUGAUAGAUAUUGGAAUGUGGUGUUCGAAAAAGGACAGAAUUGGGAGCGUUUAAUGAAUAUGUUGGAGAGGUGUGACUUCGUUGACGUUAAGCAGAGAGCCGGAUGUCUGUCUUACCAGGAAGAUCCACAUGGAUUUAGAAGCCUAGUAGCAAAAACAUUGACGACUGAAAAUGUUAUCGCUUGGGCUGCAAAACCGGAGAACAUAACGUCAUUUACAAACGAUAAGACUGUACUGAAUAUAGUGAAAAAUUUUUUGCAAGGACUGACUAAGCAUAAGACAAAAAGAAUUUCGAGACAUUCUGAAACUGGUAGAAACUCUAGCAAAAUAAAUUCCAGUUCUUUAGCGCAGACCUCGGGAAGACUGUCCGGUUAUUCGGAGGAUUUGGACGAAAAAAUGGAAGUCACAGAAUCGUCUCACACUUCGAAAAAUCUUUCGGAAAGGUUACCAAAUGACCAUAAAAAUUCUGAAUUUAACAUCUCCGAGCGGCAUUUACUCCAAACUUUUGCAAUAGUUGCGUAUGAAUGCGUGGUCAAAGAUAAAAUAAGUCUGCUGCCGCUUUGGGUAAAUUUGCUUAAAAGUUUAGACGUCAUUGGGAGACAACCCAAUAGCUAUUUGGUUUGGCAAAUAAAACUGAUUGCCAUUCAAGUAUUAGAGAGAUCGAAAAAUGAAGGAAGAAACUUGUUGCUAAGCUCUGAAAGUGCUUUGGCAAUUAAACAGAAGACGGCCCUAAUUAUGGAUAGUUGGGAACCUGAUUUAAAGCCGCUGUUGAAGGAAUAUUUAACUAACGGAAUUGUCGAAGCAAACUCCGAAAUGCUAGCGAGGCUUACCGCGUAUUUAACAUUUUACGACCUGCCUUAUCGAAUAAAUAAUCGAUCUGCCGGUGAUGUUUCAAUGUUCGAUUUACUUCUAGACCCAUCAAAUACCCAAUUACCAGCCAGUACAUUGCACAAGUUACACAAUCUGCUAAGGAUAGCAUAGGAUGUCGGUCUCUGUAUCUUUGAGCAUUUUUUGAAUAAUUUCUGGUACACAUAUCUUCUCUCGACAAAAUGCGUUUUAAAUCAGUAUCAGCGGAGGGUGAAUUAUUGUCAGAGUUCUCUGUUUAUUAAUUAAGUAGUAAAAUACAGCAAUCUACAUGGAAGUAGGUAAAGUACGAAAUAUAAAUAUAAAUAUAAAUAUAAUUUAACUUUGCACAAGGAUCUUACAUUACUAUACAAGUUUCGUCGUUGACUACUUAUAAUACAAUGCACGUUGAAAUGUAUUGUAAUAUAAAAAAGUAUUCUCUUUCACAACCGAACAAACUAGGGGAGUUCUCCUGUUCUGUUUUCUUUUUUAAAACUAAAAUUACAUUCAGCCUUUAGAUACUUUUGUUAAAGAAUGGAGAUGAUAAGCAUGGGUAAAAGAAUGUCGAAGAUCAAGUCCAUGUGUGUGAAUUUCCAAACAAUAACUUAGUUA
Neodiprion fabricii is the source of this 6742-nucleotide messenger RNA. RefSeq names its product anaphase-promoting complex subunit 1 (gene shtd). Bases 155 to 6268 code for a protein of 2037 amino acids. Gene Ontology annotation, cellular component: anaphase-promoting complex. NCBI's taxonomy places the organism in Eukaryota, Metazoa, Arthropoda, Insecta, Hymenoptera, Diprionidae. The transcript has 22 exons. Gene Ontology annotation, biological process: metaphase/anaphase transition of mitotic cell cycle; anaphase-promoting complex-dependent catabolic process; protein K11-linked ubiquitination. The record is from RefSeq and is a predicted model, not a curated record. Gene Ontology annotation, molecular function: molecular adaptor activity.